Panicum hallii is the source of this 3181-nucleotide messenger RNA. RefSeq names its product arginine decarboxylase-like. The coding region runs from base 637 to 2271 and encodes 544 amino acids. The record is from RefSeq and is a predicted model, not a curated record. Gene Ontology annotation, molecular function: catalytic activity. NCBI's taxonomy places the organism in Eukaryota, Viridiplantae, Streptophyta, Magnoliopsida, Poales, Poaceae. The transcript has 4 exons.
ACGCACCCCGGCCGGCGGUGGCAGAGCUUGCUCGUCACUCGCGGUCCUCGGCUACUCGCUGCUGCACUUGCUCGCCAGGGCGUUCAUCCGCCGGGUUCGUAGCGUCGCGCAGGAUCUGACAGCCGGAGCGCCGAGCUGGAGCUCCUGCUCCACAACCUGGCCGUGCUCGUCCGGUCUUCCCCUGUCUUGCUGCUCGAAUACUUCUUGUCCUGCGCGCGCGCGCAUGAUUAUGAUUUGCGAAACUAUGGCACGCGUGGCUUCAUCUUGCUUCCGAAUUUCUGAUUCACCAACCACAUCUUCAAGAGUAUCAGUCCAACAUGUCCAUUUUCCAUUGUUCUGAAUCUUUGGUUGUCGUUAAAAUUCUGCUACUGUACAUCUUCUAGUAUAUGCAAUUGUGAUAUAUGAUGGCUAGAGAUAAUUCCUAGUGAAAUUUGCCAAAUUUUUUAAAAAACUGUUUGAAUUUGUUUGAAUUUGAUCCGAUAUUUCUGAUAUUUCGUGUUUAUCGGUGAGGUCCGAAAAAUUUUGUCUACCGGAAUUGAAAACCUAAUCCCUCCUCGUUUCAGUUCGUCGUCCACGUCCCGUCUCUCGCUGAACUAACGGGUGCCCCGUGCUGCAGCAACACGACAGCGCGCAAGCAUGGCUCACUUCCUUACCGGCAGCAGCUCGCUCGCCUUCUUCUCGCGCUGCCCACCUCACAGGGAAUCUCACAGACGACAUGCUGUUGUACAAUGUGGCACAUCGUCGAGCACGCCAAGGAUAUCUGAGCCUGAAGUUUCACCAGCUGAAUCUUCAGCAGUUAUUCAAGGUGGAACUGCCCCUCUGGUUCAGGCACUGCAAUCGACUGCCAGUCAAGAUGUUGCCUGCUUUCACUUCCCAGGACACAAUAGAGGAAAAGCUGCUCCAUCUUCUUUAUCAAAACUUAUUGGGUCAGGGGCAUUUUUGCAUGACUUACCCGAGCUACCAGAGCUUGAUGAUCUCUUCUCCCCGAAAGGUGUGAUUUUGGAUGCUCAGAAGCGAGCAGCUCAAUUGUUUGGAGCAUCUAAAACUUGGUUUCUUGUCAAUGGAACAACCUGUGGGAUACAGGCCUCUGUGAUGGCUACUUGUUUUCCCGGCGACUACCUCAUUGUACCACGAAACUGCCACAUUUCUGUGAUCUCUGCGCUGGUCUUGUCUGGUGCGGUUCCUAAAUACAUAAUACCGGAGUAUAAUUCUUCGUGGGACAUUGCUGGUGGUAUCACCCCCUUGCAGGUGGACGAAGCAGUAAAAGAGUUGGAGGAGGAUGGAAAGAGGGUUGGCGCUGUUCUUGUUACUUCGCCAACAUACCAUGGUGUAUGCAGCAAUGUGCAAGGUAUUGUUAGUGUUUGUCACCCACGAGGCAUUCCAGUUAUUGUUGAUGAGGCACAUGGUGCACAUUUCAGGUUCCAUGACUGUUUGCCAAGCACUGCAAUUGAGCAAGGUGCUGACCUGGCUGUGCAAUCCACACACAAGGUCCUGUGCUCCCUCACACAGUCCUCAAUGCUUCAUACGGCUGGAGAUCUUGUGAAUGUAGAUCAAGUAAGCCAGUGCCUUCAGGUCCUCCAGAGCUCGAGCCCGAGUUACCUCCUACUGUCAUCUUUGGAUGCUGCAAGAGAUCAUCUUAGCAAGAACACAAAUAUAUUUGAGGAACCAUUAGCUAUAGCAUCAGAAACAAAAGACCAGCUGGUGAUAAUCCCAGGGAUAUCUGUUCUGGACUUGCCAUGUUUUGCCUCUGAUUUCCCUGCUAUUGAUCAAUUGCGUCUUACAUUAAGUGCUUCAGAUCUGCAAUUGUCGGGAUAUGAAGCCGAUGACAUUUUAUAUGAAGGUCAUCAAAUCGUAUCUGAGCUUGUUGGCACACGAUCAGUGACAUUCACAGUUAACUUAGGAACCAGAGUGCAAGAUGUUGAGAAGCUUGUGCAAUCUGCAAAGCAUCUAUCAGAAAAAUAUUUCUUUGCAAAUAGCUCCAAACCUAUGAAAGAAAAUUGUGUUUGUCGCCCAUUAGACAAGAUCUCUGUGCAUCUGACUCCAAGAGAGGCCUUCUUUUCAAAGAAGAGGAGAGUGAGAAUUGAGGACAGCCUUGGUGAAAUUUGUGGUGAGCUAAUCUGCCCUUACCCACCGGGUAUCCCAGUGCUGAUCCCAGGUGAGGUGGUAACUCAUGAUUCACUGUCUUACUUGAUGAAUGUCAGACACCAAGGCAUCACUAUCAGUGGAGCAGCUGAUGUUGAGUUAAAUUCCAUUUUAGUGUGCAACUUGUGAAUUGUGAUAUUGUUCUGUUGUGUCGAGAGAUUAUAUUGCAUAGAUACUGAGGGAGAUCAGAAUUAUAAUUUCGGCCAAGUCCAGAGCACAAUCAGCUGUCUGUUUGAUGGAUGUGAACAAGAGUUGCGUAAAACCAAUGGCUGACCACUUGGCCAAAUAAUUUAUGUUGAUUCCGUCUCGUGAGUUGAGAGAGUUGUCAAGCUGCAAUAUGAUGCCAAAGUAUGAAUAGGGUCUAUGGCAUGUGAUCUCUUAUGAAUUUGAAGUAUGACUUUCUGAAGAGUCUCCCUUUUCAUCUGAAGUGCCUUGUAAUGUAAUGGUUUCCUAUUUGGUUCUUUUCAGAUUGAACAGAAGCAAGUCUGUACGCCUUCAUGGUUCUCCCUCCGGCAGUAUGUUGCAGGGCGAUAGGGCUUCUGAAGCAAACAGGUACCCCUACUCUACAUAAGAAACUAUGGAUACUUGCAAAUCAAGAUCUCCACCCAAACCUGGAACUCAAAACUGGAAAUAAUAGUAGGAGCUUUGGUCUAUACAUUGCCGUCAACAACCAUGAAGUAAUGCGAUGGUGGUGAUGAUGCAGUUAGGUUUGUCACGGGCUGGCUUUCUUUCCAUAACAAAGCUCACCCUAAACAAUAAGGACUUGUGAGCUAACGCUCUGCCCCACUGUGCUGUUUGUUUUCUUCCCAUUUGAUUAAGCACAUUAAAAACAGCAUCUGGACUGAUCAGUCUCACUUAAUCCAGAUCCUCUUAUGAUAAAGAACCAGACAGGCACUUGUACCUUAAGAUUCCCACUAACAGAACAGUCCACCGGCUGACAGGUGGGACCGUGUCCCUGCAUACCAGGCAUAACCCAGACAAAUGAAUUGCUCUGGUACGAUGCUUGUUGCCAACACUCUAAAAUAAAAGAAUGCAUGUA